CGCUGCUUCACAAAUCACCUUUAUCUGAAUGGAUUUUGCAUUGCAUCGAUCAAAUUUCACGCUAAGUAAAAUUUCGCAAGAUGGCGUUAAAUACUGCUCACAGUAAGAACGUUCGUAACGGGAUUGUUCUGUACAAUGGAGAACAGAUUUUGCAAGAACAGGAAAAAGUGGAACUAAGCUUUGAAAUCACCCCAAAACAUGACGCUUUCAAAGGGACAAAAGAAGGAACUGUCUUUCUCACCAAUCAGAGGGUGAUUUUUAUUAAUGUCAAAGACGACAAUGCCAUGAAGUCCUUCUCCAUGCCUUUCUACUACAUGAAGCAUGUGGACAUCAAACAGCCUUUGUUUGGAGCUAAUGCCAUAACAGGACUCAUCAAGUCCCAGGAAGGAGGUGGAUGGGAGACACACACUCAGGCAGAGUUCAAGAUUGUGUUCAAGUCAGGGGGCGCUAUAGAGUUGGGACAACGUCUGCUCAGAGUAGCAACCCAAGCUCCAAGGGGUCGUCCACCCAGACCUGACCAGCAACCCACACCCCAGCCUUGUGCCCAGUACACAGCCGGCUACCCAGCACCCAUUCCAGGAGCCCAGUACCCACCACCCAUGGUGGGUGGCUGUGCCUACCCUGCUCAGACUGUGUAUCCAGAGUACCCACCGGGAGCCCAACCAUCAGAGCCACCACCUCCUUACUCCAGCGUGUACACAGGUGCUGGCUCCUCAGCUCCGCCCCCUCCUGGUCCAGCCUACUACAAUCCAAAUGACCCACACAAUGUGUACAUGACGCAGACUGCGCCGACCACUAUUCCAACUGCUCCCCCUCCGGAAUACUCUGAGAAACCCAAGACUGAUUGAGUCUGGCAAAAGAUGUAAGCCUGGUGAGUUAGUCCAACACUCAGCUUUGCCUCCAUCUUUGACUUCAGUUCCACAAACUGAUUUUGAGUUGAGACUCCUUGGUGCAGCAUAGCUCCAUUUUCAGCUGCAGAGACAUCUCAUUGUCUUCAAGGCCAAAUAUCAAAACAUUUUCUUUGGAAUUUAUUUCAGUAAACAUCAUGAAGAUGAACAAAGAAAUUGACUGGGGCAGGAUUUAAACCUGUGACUUGCGGAAUACCAUACCAGUGCGCCACCAGCUGAGCUAUCCAUCCCUACGUUGGUGGGUCUUCGGUUUUGUCAACUAUCUUUGUUCGGGGGUGCUAGUCAGAAGCCAUGGAACCUGAAACACCAUAUAGCCAGGGAUCACACCCCAGUUGGUAGAGCACCAGUAUGGUAUUCCGGAGGUCGCAGGUUCAAAUCCUGCUUUUGUCAAUUUCUCUAUUCAUCUUUCUCAUUAUUUAUAAGCACCUAGUUUGCUUCACGCUAAGUAAACAUUUGAAACUGAUCGUGGAGGUUUAGAGUUAGCCAAACCUGGAGGCCAAACCCGGAUUUUGAAAAACUCUUGAUCCUCUCUGCCCAAGCGGAGUAGAUAUAGUUGAGAUCGGAAGUUUUCAUACACUUUGACGGAAACUGUACGAUCACAAUUUUAGCCCUGUUUCUAUUCUUGUCUUCUACUUUGUUUCCGUAGCUGAUCAGCCAAUACACCUGCUGUAUUUACAUGAACCUGUAAAGUAUGGUUGAAGUAAACAUUCUGAUUGAUUACAAGUAAACAAGGAAUGGUUACCAGGAAUAGAUGAAGUCUUAAAACGUGUUGUUCAGCAAUUUCAGUGGAAUUGUAUGAACUUUCAACCACAAUUGUUAAUCCGAUAGGUCACCAUUAUGGUGUCAUGCUGCCUUCUUGCGGAAGGAAUGAUUGAGUUUACAGUCUCCCGUCUUCAAUUGGCAAGAUCAUUGAUCCUAACCUCCCCUCUUCCAGGCGUUCUUGCUAGGAACAAGCCUGAAAUCUCAAAAAAAAGUCCCGUGUUGGAAGCCAGUGCUACAUUCACGCUCCAAUUAAUGAGCUGUUUGUUAGAUUCAACCUGCCUCAAUUCUGCAUCGUCAGUUUCAUCAGAGAAAUCUACAAGAAACUUUGAACUCAUAUCGUAUUAAAUCAGAGAUUCGAAUGCACAUACGUGUGGUCUGAUUAAUAAUAGGAAUCUCGAAAACUGUGCAGAAUCUGUGAGUGAGGUAUUAUUAGAUAAAAAGAUUGACUACUUUAUUUUGUUAUUAUAUGACAAAACUAGCCUCUCCAAUUAAAGUGAUCCCUUAAGCAUUUGUUUUCCAUGGCUUCACUUGGAAAAAAGCUAAAAUCCAUUAUCUUGAGAGGAUCGUUUUUCCAGUCAACGUUGAGAGACUUUUGGUGAUAUCUACAAUGCUGGCCAAAAUGGUUGGGACAGGUGUCAGCAGCCAUACCCUCCCCAGGUCCCCUACUUCCCACGGUCAUUGUUGUCGAGCUGGAGCGCGGACCACGCAAUGAGACCCAACAUUGAAAGAGGGCCCCAGGGAAGGGGGCCCAGUGAGAUUAGGCAAGGAUUGUAGCUUUUUCGUCUUGUCCUCAGAGAUUUUUACAUGAUGACAAUUUGAUUAAGCAAGACAGUUGCUCUUUACCCUGUGCAUUUACAGUUAUCCUUAUUACAUUUUCAUGAUAAUAUUAUAUUAAAGAGUAAAAUUUCAAACUUGGCUUUUCGGAAGGAAUUGGCCAUGUGGAGAGCAGGGUGUUUAUUAUGCCAGUAUAGAAUUAUAAGGAAUUGGUUUAUCUAACAUUGGGAAGCGAAGGAGUGUUCAAACAGGAUGGUAAAUCCUGUGAACACUUUGACAAGUGAUCUGAUGCAUUGUAUUAAGUGUUGUUUGGAAAGAAUUUUUUAUUUAGGCUUCAUUUAAACAAAUCUGUCAAGUUUAGUUGUACCUUUAUACAGUGAAAUCAGUCAUGUCUUGUGGUGAAUGUAAGAUGGGGUACCUCAUCCAGAAAUUUUGGUGCAUGCACAUUACAGUGAUUGAACUUUAUACUGUGUAUGCAUAAAGAUACAUGACUGUCAUAUAUCCAAAUUAAUCACGAUUUUCAACAUUUAAGUAGUUGUUAAUGUAUAUUAACUGAAUUUCACUCCAUUGACAUAAUUUAUGAUAAGUGAUACCUUAAAUUUGAUUGUUUUACUCAUUGUUCCCUUUUUUUUGGAAUAUGAAUUUGGUAUGAAACAAUUGUUCAUUAAUUUGAAGGUGGAACUAAUCUGUAUGAAUGGUUUUGGGCAAGUUCUGUUUACAUUCAAUUCAUAGUUUUAGUUGAUGUAGUUAUUUAUUCGAAUAUGAUUACCUUCAGUGCUCAAGGUUACUCACUAAUCUAAAGUGUGCUUGGGCCAACUUAGGAUGGUGUAAGGGUGUAAUGUGAUCAUGUGACGGCGUGUGAUCAAGUGCAUCCUGCCCAUAAUGCAACUUCUGCCACGAUCACUUGGGUUAAACGUGCCAGAAUUACAUGCGUUAAAAUAAAUCAGUACAUUUUGACAAAAAUAUUGUGUCUUACAUAACAACAGUGAAACGUGUGUAAUUUGCACUAUUCAUAAGUAUGUUGAUAAAAGUUUCUAGAUUCUAGCUCACAAGCCUUCAGCCUGGUUUUGGACUGGUGACUAGUGAGUUACAUUUUCUUGAAGUGGUAUGCAGUUGGUUGAAACCAUACUUUAUCUCCGUAUUUUAGAUCCUGAGAUUUGUGUAGUUCCUUAUUUGUCAAGAAGAAUGAAUAUAUGUACUCAAAAAUAUUGUAAAUGGUCCAUGUCAGAUUUCAUUUUAAAGUAACUUAGCUGUAUAUACUGACAAAGUGUCCACGAAAGAAAUGAAAUCCAAUUAAUAAAAAAGUAAAUAUAAUAUAUUGUAA
Messenger RNA from Acanthaster planci (crown-of-thorns starfish), 3768 nucleotides. RefSeq names its product WW domain-binding protein 2-like. Lineage: Eukaryota; Metazoa; Echinodermata; Asteroidea; Valvatida; Acanthasteridae. Gene Ontology annotation, molecular function: transcription coactivator activity; chromatin DNA binding. Gene Ontology annotation, cellular component: nucleus. The record is from RefSeq and is a predicted model, not a curated record. Gene Ontology annotation, biological process: positive regulation of DNA-templated transcription.